GGCUCUAAAAACCCGUAAUAACGUACUCACGUAGUUUGAGUUGAACGUGAAUGUGGGAGCUGCUCGAAACUGAUGGUCCUACUACAUCACAGUAACGGUAUGCAGCAGAGGUGGGGAUGGCUUGGAAAUCAAAAACCCGAAAUCUGCAGGUGUUCGACACAGAGCUGAGUGCUGAUGCGGUGGAGUGGUGUCCUGUUCCACUGUGGUACAACAUAUUGGUGUGUGGAACAUAUCAGUUACAGAAAGGUCCAGAUGGGGCGAUGGAAGACAACGCCACUCCCACCCGGACUGGCCGUUUGUACCUGUUUGAAUGUAACCAAGAGGGAUCCAUGACCCCACCUCUCACUGAGCUGCAGCGUAUCAACACCCCGGCUAUUUUAGAUUUGAAAUGGUGCCAUGUGCCUGUUUCAGAGAAGCCUUUGUUGGGCAUGGCCACAGCCAGCGGGGAGCUCCAGUUGUUCACACUCGGUGAGAGUCAGGAAGCCCAUUGGGGUCUUAAGUCCUUGACCAGUUUGGAAAUGGGAGUUGACAGGUUGGCUUUGUCUUUAGAUUGGUCCACAGGAAGAGGGGACAGCAGUGACAUGCGACUGGUGUGCAGUGAUUCUGCAGGCUGCAUCAAUGUGCUCUGCUUUGGGGAGGCUAAUCUGACAGCCAUGUCACAGUGGAAAGCCCAUAACUUUGAAGCCUGGAUUGCUGCGUUCUCCUACUGGGACACACAGCUGGUUUACUCGGGUGGGGAUGACUGCGAACUUAAGGGCUGGGAUCUUAGGAUCGGUUCCUCCUCCCCUACUUUCACUAGUAAGAGGCACUCAAUGGGUGUAUGCAGUAUACACAGUAACCCACAUCGGGAGCACAUCUUAGCUACAGGAAGCUAUGAUGAGCAGGUGCUGCUGUGGGACGGCAGGAACAUGCGGCAGCCGUUCAGCGAGAGUUCCCUUGGUGGUGGCGUAUGGAGACUGAAAUGGCAUCCAGUCCACGAGCACCUGCUAUUGGCUGCCUGCAUGCACAAUGACUUCCAUAUCCUUCACUGCCAGCAAGCCCUUGAGGGUGGCGGAGGAGUUUGCUCCAUUUUGGGCUCCUACAUCCUCCACAACUCCCUGGCUUACGGAGCAGACUGGUCCCGAAUGUCUCUGAAUGACCCACCUCCCUACUCCCCUCAGACUGCAGAACCAAAGCAAAGCUACUCGGAAAGUAGAGGACACUUGAGGAUUCAAUACGAAUCUCCUACCGCCAGUUUUGACACGUCGUUGGAGGAUGAUACUGGAAACUACAUCCCUGAGACUGUCACACCUCCCUCCACCAGCUCUUCUGCAGGUCCGACCCUUAAACAAACAGGCGAUGCCCCCUCACUGUCCUGUCUGCUUGCUAGCUGCUCUUUCUAUGACCAUAUGCUACAUGUGUGGCGCUGGGACUGGACUCCUGGUGAGGCCUGCAUCACUGCUAAAGCUGACAACGAAAGAGGGUCCGUAAGCUCAGAGCCACUGUGACCUGGCUUCAAGCACCAGCCAAGUUGAUAACAUGGAGAAAUAUUAAAUUAUAAAACUCACAGAAAAGCAGAUUGUAGUCUAGAAAAGCUUGUUGGUACCAAAGUUUAUAUUAAAAACAAAAAGAUUUUCUACUGGGGGGGGGGGGCUAUAACAUUGGAACAAGCUGCCUGAGGAAAUGCAAUAAGUACACUAUCUUCAAGGAAAUAAUCAAGAAAUUGCUUUUAUGCACUGUCUUGCUGUCAUUAUGCUGUAGUACUUUAAUCCAUUUCAUAAGAGUCCAGUGUUGCUUGGGGUGGGGUUCUAAUAUUUCUGAGUUCUCUUUAAUAUGCACUGGGCGAUUAUGGAUUCUGUUUGAUUUUUAAGGCAUUUUUCUUUUAUUCUGCAGCAUUGUUACACCAAGAAAAUAUAACUGUAAUGGUUACUAUAAAGACCUUAUUUGAAAUUUUAAACAAAAAAUAAACCAGCACCAGCAUUAAGUACCUCAUAGUAAUGGGUGAGAGAGCUUUCCUUUUUUAUGUACCUCAUAGUAAUGGGUGAGUGAGCUUUCCUUAUGCUAUACUUUCAUCAUCCUCAGAAUCAAGUUGACCUCAUAAUGCUCCAGGGGUUGGAGGGCAGUUCAAUUCCCAACAGCACACCUGACAUUAGUAGGGUACGACGUCUCAGGUUGAUGGUUGCCAACAUUUUAGCCUUGAACUGUAAUGUUAAUCUCCAACCACCAGGUUAUUCUGCUGCCUGCGCCCAUUAUAAACCAUGUAGUUAAACUGCCUGCAUUUGUGGAUUUAUAUUACAACUCCCAAUGAGCAAGCCAUAACCAGUUUUACCUUUAUAUAUUUUAAGAAAUUGUCCUCCUCUGUGCUAUUCUGUAGAAAUCUAGAGCUUUUCCUAAUAGGAAUUGAUGGAGCAUCAACACAGUAGUCCAUAAAAUUUGCCUAGUGUGAUCCCACCAAAGCCACGUUUACAGUUGUGACAAUCUGAUCAAUAUCGGCAAAUGCUGAUGUAGAGGUGAAUAUCUUACUUUAACAAAUGUGAGAACAUUGCUUAGUCAAUGGCACCUAUGCUGUAGUU
Messenger RNA from Lampris incognitus (smalleye Pacific opah), 2552 nucleotides. It is a transcript of the gene dph7, whose product is annotated as diphthamide biosynthesis 7. The transcript has 10 exons. NCBI's taxonomy places the organism in Eukaryota, Metazoa, Chordata, Actinopteri, Lampriformes, Lampridae. The coding region runs from base 117 to 1487 and encodes 456 amino acids. Gene Ontology annotation, molecular function: protein binding. The record is from RefSeq and is a predicted model, not a curated record.